AUGCGUGAAUGAAUCCUUUUUUUUAAUUGUGUAAUGAUUAUCAUCUUAAUAAUCAACAAUCAUCAUGUAUGCCACGUGUGGAGUUUCUUAAAAAAAUUGAUUAUACCCUUUGGUAUAAUAAAAAAUAAUGCUUCGACUAAAAGUUUAUGAUAAUUAUUAUCGAGAUUCAUCCCACACUUGAUUCACAAAGGAAGUAAAUUAUCGUAUGAUGAGACUCAGGCAGGAAUAGUAAUGCAGUUAUUCUAACAUGGUCCCUAAAAAAGCUAUCAUUUUUUCAUCAUACACUUCUUUAAUUAGCGUUUACGUUUUAUUAUGUAUAAUAGUGAUAAUUAUAAAAAACAAUUAUUUUUCUCUGAUUUUAACAGAAUUAAAAAAAAAGAAUAAUGAUGCACCUGCUGGCAAUAAUCAUCAUUAUAACAUUCGAGAUAAAACUGAUGAAUUAAAAACAUUAGAUCUUAGUAUUGAUGUGUCAGAAAUUGAUUCAACAAUUGAACGAGUCUUCAAUACCUGUGACAAUUAUAACUUAGUUACUCAAUUGAAACCAAAACAUUUUUUGCACAGUAAAAAGCAUAAUGUUCUUUUUUGUUGGAUAAGAAAAGUUGCUUCAAAAAGUUUUACAAAAUUUUUUGCUGAUCUAGAAGACUAUCAAAUUAUGAGAGAUUCUUACGAUAGAGAACUUGACUCUUUUGAUGUAGAGAAUGUUGAAGAUCUGGUAAAUUUGAUUGAUGACAGAAAUACUUUUAAAUUCUUUGCUGUAAGGCACCCUUUCGUCAGAUUAGUCUCUUCAUAUAGAGACAGGAUUGAAGACAACUCAAAAUAUUCUGCUCAAGCAUGGAUUUAUGUUCCUAAAAUAUUUCAUAUAACUCGACCGCAAUUAUUUUACCGUAAUAAAUCAACAAGUCCUUUGUAUAAAAUAUUUGACAGAGAUCGCAGAUUAAAAAUAAUUCCUACUUUUAAAGAAUUUAUAAUUGGACUACUGAAACAGCCUGAAUCUUUGAGUGAUUUCCAUUGGAGUCCAUACUACUCUCAUUGCUCAGUGUGUCAAGUCAACUUUGAUUACAUCUUAAAAUUAGAUAAUUAUUCAAUAAAGGACUUUAGCUUUAUAUUUGCUAACGCAGGAAUUAAUCAAAAUAACUGGGAGUUUUCAAACAUAGGAAUGAAUAUGAAAGGGAGCAACGAAUUUUCAAAUUACAUGUUCUUACUUAUCGACUCUAUCAUUAGAUAUGUUUUACAAAUUAUAUGCAAAAUAUAGAUAGAUUUCGAAAUGUUUGAUUAUGACUAUAAAAUGUAUGAAAAUUGUAUUAAAAAAUAGACCAUUUUACAAGAAAUAGAAAUAAGUUUUUAUUACUUUUAAA
Chelonus insularis is the source of this 1355-nucleotide messenger RNA. RefSeq names its product carbohydrate sulfotransferase 14-like. Gene Ontology annotation, biological process: carbohydrate biosynthetic process. Lineage: Eukaryota; Metazoa; Arthropoda; Insecta; Hymenoptera; Braconidae. Gene Ontology annotation, cellular component: membrane. Gene Ontology annotation, molecular function: sulfotransferase activity. The record is from RefSeq and is a predicted model, not a curated record. The coding region runs from base 248 to 1252 and encodes 334 amino acids. The transcript is spliced from 4 exons.